GUUUGGUCAAGCAGGGACACCAUACAAUUGAAACUGACCACAGCUCAUCAGGUGGUUGAGCAGUGUGAGGUAGGUAGUUUACAUCUGGAAUAAAGAUUUGUAUCUGUGCAAUUAAUCUCAGCCGCGCUGGACAGGAGACUGAUUUUUGUGAGUAUGUUUACGAAGUAAUAAAACACAAUUUUCACCUCCAUUUUCGGAUUCUCAGGCAAUUUAGGUUGUUGCACACCGCGUUCAGCCAAGGGUGUGCAACAUCAUAAAUUGUCCGAAAAUGGUGGUGGAAAAUUGUUUUAUUAAGACAGUACACAUUUUUACCCGUUUUUUUUCUUCCGGCGGCUCGCCGUUAAGGCUAGCUAGUUAAGGAGGAAAAUGAGGCCUUUGCAGCCUGAAUGGAUGCUUUUUGUACGAGGCGGUCCACAGUGAACAGGAGUGUAUUACCAGGAAUGCACAUCAAUCCUAGACGUGUGACACGCAUUUGACCCUCUUUUCACGCUCUUUCUAAUUAGUCCAUUGUGUCAGCGUGUUAAAUUUGAACUGCGCUCCAAAUCGUUUUGAAAUCGGAGCAUCUGCGCCUGCAAUUUAACAUGACGAGCGGAACCUUUAUCAUUGUCCUGUCUGACGCCACAGCGCUGAUAACCGCGACACGUUGAAGCAUAUGAUUGGUCUAGUUAUGGAAGGGAUCAAGGGGAUUGGAUGCAUGUUUUAAAGAAACGCCCCUCAACAUUAGUGUGGGGUUGAAUGGAGAGAGAGAUCGUUCUCCACUGACUUUAUAACACUGUAAAAAGAGCAGCACCGUAGUGGUGUUUAAUGUACAAUGUUGUUAACAAAGUUAGAUUGCUGUUACUCCCGUCUCUAUUGCAGAAUGCAGCCUUUUAACAGCAUGUACUAAAGUAGAUUUAAUCGACAUUUGCAUAAAUCUCCUCGUUUGGUGAUUGGGGUUUAGGCCGUGACAACGAUCAGGCAGCUGACAGACCUACAGGAUGUUUUACGAUCAGGCAGCUGACACACCUACAGGAUGUUUUACGAUCAGGCAGCUGACACACCUACAGGAUGUUUUACGAUCAGGCAGCUGACAGACCUACAGGAUGUUUUACGAUCAGGCAGCUGACAGACCUACAGGAUGUUUUACGAUCAGGCAGCUGACAGACCUACAGGAUGUUUUACGAUCAGGCAGCUGACACACCUACAGGAUGUUUUAGCAGGAAGUUCGGUGACCUGAUUUGGAACUAUGAAAAUAAUUUUGUCAAACAGGUUGUGAACCCAAAAGUGUAAGUUUGAUUCUAGAGGGGGGACAAUAGAUAGGAACAUAAUUUGGUUAGGGUUUAGGGGCAGAUUCAUGUCAUCUAGUCUUCAGGAUAUUUUAUUAUCUAUUUACUUUAUUUAGUCUGAUCAGUGGAACAAUUCUCAUUCUUAACAAUGGGCUAUAACAUUUACAUUACAUUUGAGUCAUUUAGCAGACGCCCUUAUCCAGAGCGACUUACAGUUAGUGAAUACUUUUAUUUUUAUUUUUAUACUGGCCCCCCGUGGGAAUCGAACCCACAACCCUGGCGUUGCAAACGCCAUGCUCUAUCAACUGAGCUACAUCCCUGCCGGCCAUUCCCUCCCCUACCCUGGACGACGCUGGGCCAAUUGUGCGCCGCCCAUGAGUCUCCCGGUCGCGGCCGGCUGCGACAGAGCCUGGAUUCGAACCAGGAUCUCUAGUGGCACAGUUAGCACUGCGAAGCAGUGCCUUAGACCACUGCGCCACUCAGGAGACGUUUAUAAUAUAAUACAGUUUAUAAUAUAGUGUGCUUGUCAGCAAGAACACUGUUAUUCCCCAUAUAUAUGUUAUUAUUCCACUUCUUCCCAGUGUUGCCAGUGUAAUCACAUAGGAAAUCUGACAUGCCUACUUGUGUCUUUUAAAAAUGAUUUAUAUGAGGAUAUGUAUUUUUGCAGCCAUUCAUGGACAGUUUUGAAUAAGUCAUACAAAUAAGCAUUGGAUAUUAAACUGCUCCAGGAAUCAAAUAUCAUUUUGGACAUUUUAGUACCGUGUACAUGCUAAGCAGAGACGGUAGGGGGCCUCACAACUCAUAAACAUCAUAUCGUGUCUGUGCAGAGUAAGGUGAAGACUGGGAUCUUCAACUAGUAGGAAUAAACCACCUGAAUAUUUAUAUUCAUUAGAUUUUUCUUGAAGGUUGGGUGAUUUAGAGACAUUUGCCCUAUUUUAAAGAGAUAGUUCACCCAAAAUACAAAAUGUUUGCGACCUUACCAUGAAAGCAUCUCUACAAGGACACUGCAAUCAAUCUAUGAUUUGGUUUACCAACGGCCAUCAACCAUUAAUAUAAAAAUGUCCUGUGCAGAGCCUUGGCGUAGUGAUAACACUCCCCUCCCCUGUGCAUACAACUUAACACCUGAGAAUAGAGUUUCAUCCCUGCUUCCGGCCUUCCCACGGUUUCUAACAUUAGCCUGUCUCCCUAUCUCAUUUCAUUACUGUCUGAACAAAGUGACAAACCCACGUAAAAAAAAAAUAUGUUUACAAAAUAUUAGCAUACGUAAAUGUAAAAAUCUCAAAGUAACAAAGUCAUCAAAUGUUGAAUGUUCAUUUAAUGUUCAAAGCAUCCACCUGACCUGUGGUUUUUAUUCCCCCCCUGGUCACAGGCCUAAGCCAUGUCAAAAUACGUAGAAUUGCAGGAAAUGAGCUAUAAAACAGUAAAAUGUUCCUGAUGGAGGACCCCAGUCCCCCAUCCAGGGGUUGUGUCAGGGGGCAGUGAAAUUCACAUAGCAAAUCUCACUCCAAGGUUUCUUCAUAAGUUGGUAGCCCUGAGAUAGCGCAGAUCUAGCAGCCAGUAUCAGCUGCCUAGGCUGCUGAGUGUGAAGUCGUGCGCACAAAUAUAAUUACUGUGUAAGAUUUUCAAAGUUAUUGUGCACCAAUAUCUGAAAACAUCAUUCAAGAGUAAAGUAGCCUAGUUAGAUUCAGAUAGCCUUUUAUCAUUGUAUUGCUCUGUUAGUUCCAGUGGCGUUCAGGUUGUAAAAAUGUCUGUAUUUCUAAAGAUGUAGGUUCAGUUUUAGGCUACAGGUUAUACUUUCGACCCCAUCGACAGGUUAGAGAUAGAUUUGACACUGCUGUGUGUGUGUGUGUGUGUGUGUGUGUGUGUGUGUGUGUGUAGUGGGAUGGACGGGGACCAUAUAACCACCCUGUGUACUCCUGUCAUGGUUGUGGAUGUUGAUAUAGUGAAGAGGAAUGCUGAGAAAAUGAGAGAACGUUGGACCAAGCUAGGAGUCACACUACGACCACACAUGAAGACACACAAGACCCUGUAAGACACACACACACACACACACACACAAGACCCUGUAAGACACACACACACACACACACACACACACAAACACAAUAAGAGACCAGAACUGUGUGUGUGUGUGUGUGUGUGUGUGUGUUGUGAGUGUGGUGAUAUAAUGACAGGUGGGUCUAGGAGUUGUAUCGUCGUGUCAACACUGGCAGAAGCCAGUUUCUAUGCCGACCACGGAUAUGACGACAUCCUGUAUGCCUACUCUGUUCCCUUUGACAAGGUACACACCCUAACCCCUCCACACUACACCCUAACCCCUCCACACUACACCCUAACCCCUCCACACUACACCCUAACCCCUAGACACUACAUAACCCGCUACCCCUACACUAACUACACCCUAACCCCUCCACCAUACACACACUAACCCUAACCACUACACAAACCCCUAACCCCUCCACACUACACCCUAACUUCCAUAAACAACCCUAACCCCCUACACCACCUACAAAACCAAUACCCAACCCCUAACACCCUCCCACACUACCUACCCUAACCCCACCAACCACUCACACACACCCUAACCCCUCCACACACACCUAACCCCUCCACUACACCCUAACCCACUCCACACUACACCAACCCUAACCCCUCCACACACACCCUAACCCCUCCACACUACACCCUAACUCCAUCACACACCCCUAACCCCUACACCACCUAACACACCCUAACUUCCAUACACACCCUAACCCCUACACACUACACCCUAACCCCUCCACACUACACCCUAACUUCCAUACACACCCUAACCCCUCCACACUACACCCUAACUUCAAUACACACCCUAACCCCUACACACUACACCCUAACUUCCAUACACACCCUAACCCCUACACACUACACCCUAACCCCUCCACACUACACCCUAACUUCCAUACACACCCUAACCCCUCCACACUACACCCUAGCUUCCAUAGUGGAGGGUAAGUGCUGUUUACACACCUUUUUUAAUGAACCUACCUUUUGCUGAGAAAUGCAUGAAAAGUCUUGUUACGUUAAUCACUGCAAACGGCGGCCAGCGUUUUGCUACUACCUCAUUGCCUACACACUAACUGUACAGCUAGCUGCUACUUACCUACUCUGUGCCCUUCCACUAUCUAUCCAACACCAUUAAACUGUGCCUGUGUGUGCCUGUGUGUGCCUGUGUGUGCCUCUGUGCGUGUCUGUGUGUGUGUGUGCCUGUGUGUGUGUCUGUGCGUGUCUGUGUGCGUGUGUGUGUGUGUGCCUGUGUGUGCCUGUGUGUGCCUGUGUGCGUGUCUGUGUGUGCCUGUGUGUGUGUGUGUAAGGUUGAGCGCUGUGCCGUGCUGGCAGAGCGUCUGUCUCUGUUCCAGGUGUUGUUGGACCACAGAGAUGCUCUGGAGGAGCUGAGGAAGAGCCCACUGACAGACGGAGGGGUGUGGCACGUCUGGCUCAAACUGGACUGUGACAACGGAAGAGGUGAGAGCGGGUUCUAGAAUGUUAGAAUGUUCUAGAACGCUAUUAUGGCGUUCGAGAAUGCUUUGCUGUUCUGUUCCUUCAGACCUGGGUCAACAGUAUGUCAAAUAUCUUAUUGUGUGAAAUAUGCUAUAUAAAUAAAGUUUGAUUUGAUUUUGAAAGUAAGAUACUUGAAAGUAUUCGAGGUGCACUUGAUUGGUUUGGUGUUUACUAUUCCAUUGGUUCCAAAUCAAGUGCAACUGAAGUAUUCGGAAGUAUUUGACCCAGGGGCACGUUCAGAAGGACGCAACGUUUUAUAACGUUCAGAUAGGAAUAUGCUAUGUAGAACAAACAUGCCUCUCUGACACGUAGAAUAAGGAAUCACGGCAGCUCCAUGCCUCUCUGACACGUAGAAUAAGGAAUCACGGCAGCUCCAUGCCUCUCCGACACGUAGAAUAAGGAAUCACGUCAGCUCCAUUCAUGGAAUUUCUAUCCGCAACUUUCAUCAACGUUUGGCUACUGAACGUGGUUCUGGGUUGUGCUACUGAACGUGGUUCUGGGUUGUGCUACUGAACGUGGUUCUGGGUUGUGCUACUGAACGUGGUUCUGGGUUGUGCUACUGAACGUGGUUCUGGGUUGUGCUACUGAACGUGGUUCUGGGUUGUGCUACUGAACGUGGUUCUGGGUUGUGCUACUGAACGUGGUUCUGGGUUGUGCUACUGAACGUGGUUCUGGGUUGUGUUCAGUACGAUAAAAUUGUGUGCAACGUUGACAGUUACUACAUUUUAGUCAUUUAGCAGACGCUCUUAUCCAGAGCCACUUACAGUUAGUGAAUGCAUACAUUUUUCAUACUGGCCCACCGUGGGAAUCGAACCCACAACCCUGGCGUUGCAAGCGCCAUGCUCUACCAACUGAGCUACACGGGACAGAACAAAUUUAUUUUUUACAAUGACGGCCUACCCCGGCCAAACCCGGACGACGCUGGGCCAAUUAUAUGCCGCCCUAUGGGACUCCCAAUCAAGGCCGUAUUGUGAUACAGCCUGGAAUCAAACCGCGGUCUGUAGUGAUGUGAUUUCAAAUGGACACACCCAUAUCGAUCAGGCCACACCCACCAAAGGGGAGCAAACGUACCUUUAAAGGGGGUUGAGGAACGAUGUGCACCGUUUAGGGGAGACGGGCCAUUCAGGACAAACUGUAAUGCAACGUAGCAAACCUUGAAGCGAACUGAACACACCGUGGUUCUGUUUUGUAGCGGGUGUUCUGCACUCGGAGCCAGAGGCACUGCGAUUGGCCCAGGCCAUCUCUGAGUCAGAGGGGGUGGAGCUGGUGGGGGUGUACGCCCACUGUGGGAACACCUAUGGCUGCAGAGGGGCAGAGCAAAUACACGCUGUUGCCCAGGAAACAACCACCCUCGUACUGCAGUUCAUGGAGAAGUAAGACACACACACACACAAAGACACACACACACACACAAAGACACACACACACAAAGACACACACACACACAAAGACACACACACACACAAAGACACACACACACACACAAAGAACACACACACACACAAAGACACACACACACACACAAAGACACACACACACACACAAAGACACACACACACACAAAGACACACACACACAAAGACACACACACACAAAGACACACACACACAAAGACACACACCCACACAAAGACACCACAACCAAAGACACCACACAAGACACACACCCACACACACACACACACACACACACAAUGACAACACCACACACACAAAUGACACACACACACACAAAGACACACACACACACAAGACACAAAGAACACCACACACAAAGACACACACACACACACAAAGACAACACACACACACAAAGACACACACAGACACACACACACACACACACACAAAGGACACACACACAGACACACACACACACACACCAAAGACACAGACACACACACAAAGACACACACACACACACACAAAGACACACACACACAAAGACACACACGAAGACACACACGUCUCUCUCUCUCUCCAGACUAAAGGCUGUGGGUAUCAGCUGUAAGUCCAGUAUAGGCUCCACCCCCUCCUGCAGCCAGCCAAUCAGUGACAUGGCCAAGCUCAGCGAGGUGCAUCCUGGGAACUACGUCUUCUUCGGUCAGUAUGUGUGUGUCCGUGUGUGACCACAAUAGAUCUAUAGUAGUAGAAAGCAGUGUUGUUUUCUGAUUGGCUGCUGUGCUUCCUGUAGACGUGCAGCAGUCUGUGAUUGGUUCGUGCAGUCUGGAGGACGUGGCUGUCAGGGUUCUGAGCAGGGUCAUAGGUCACUCUCCUCACAGAAACCAGCUGCUCCUUGACUGUGGCUGGUCCGCUCUCAGGUACUACAGCUCUAUUAAAUACUGUUGUUACUACUAUAAUACUACUGUCAUAGUACUGUUAUUACUAUAAUACUACUGUCAUAGUACUGUUAUUACUAUAAUACUGCUGUCACAGUACUGUUAUUACUAUAAUAAUACUGUCAUAGUACUGUUAUUACUAUAAUAAUACUGUCAUAGUACUGUUAUUACUAUAAUAAUACUGUCAUAGUACUGUUAUUACUAUAAUACUGCUGUCACAGUACUGUUAUUACUAUAAUAAUACUGUCAUAGUACUGUUAUUACUAUAAUAAUACUGUCAUAGUACUGUUAUUACUAUAAUAAUACUGUCAUAGUACUGUUAUUACUAUAAUAAUACUGUCAUAGUACUGUUAUUACUAUAAUACUACUGUCACAGUACUGUUAUUACUAUAAUAAUACUGUCAUAGUACUGUUAUUACUAUAAUAAUACUGUCAUAGUACUGUUAUUACUAUAAUACUACUGUCACAGUACUGUUAUUACUAUAAUAAUACUGUCACAGUACUGUUAUUACUAUAAUACUAAUGUCAUAGUACUGUUAUUACUAUAAUACUGCUGUCACAGUACUGUUAUUACUAUAAUACUGUCAUAGUACUGUUAUUACUAUAAUAAUACUGUCAUAGUACUGUUAUUACUAUAAUACUGCUGUCACAGUACUGUUAUUACUAUAAUAAUACUGUCACAGUACUGUUAUUACUAUAAUACUGUCAUAGUACUGUUAUUACUAUAAUACUACUGUCAUAGUACUGUUAUUACUAUAAUACUAAUGUCACAGUACUGUUGUUAUUACUAUAAUAAUACUGUCACAGUACUGUUGUUAUUACUAUAAUAAUACUGUCACAGUACUGUUAUUACUAUAAUAAUACUGUCAUAGUACUGUUAUUACUAUAAUACUACUGUCACAGUACUGUUAUUACUAUAAUAAUACUGUCAUAGUACUGUUAUUACUAUAAUACUACUGUCACAGUACUGUUAUUACUAUAAUAUUACUGUCAUAGUACUGUUAUUACUAUAAUACUACUGUCAUAGUACUGUUGUUAUUACUAUAAUACUACUGUCACAGUACUGUUAUUACUAUAAUACUACUGUCACAGUACUGUUAUUAAUAUAAUACUACUGUCAUAGUACUGUUGUUAUUACUAUAAUACUACUGUCACAGUACUGUUGUUAUUACUAUAAUACUGUCAUAGUACUGUUAUUACUAUAAUACUACUGUCAUAGUACUGUUAUUACUAUAAUACUGCUGUCAUAGUACUGUUGUUAUUACUAUAAUAAUACUGUCAUAGUACUGUUAUUACUAUAAUACUACUGUCACAGUACUGUUGUUAUUACUAUAAUAAUACUGUCAUAGUACUGUUAUUACUAUAAUAAUACUGUCAUAGUACUGUUAUUACUAUAAUAAUACUGUCAUAGUACUGUUGUUAUUACUAUAAUAAUACUGUCAUAGUACUGUUAUUACUAUAAUACUACUGUCACAGUACUGUUAUUACUAUAAUAAUACUGUCAUAGUACUGUUAUUACUAUAAUACUACUGUCACAGUACUGUUAUUACUAUAAUAAUACUGUCAUAGUACUGUUAUUACUAUAAUACUACUGUCAUAGUACUGUUGUUACUAUAAUACUACUGUCAUAGUACUGUUGUUAUUACUAUAAUACUACUGUCACAGUACUGUUAUUACUAUAAUAAUACUGUCAUAGUACUGUUGUUAUUACUAUAAUACUACUGUCACAGUACUGUUGUUAUUACUAUAAUACUGUCAUAGUACUGUUAUUACUAUAAUACUACUGUCAUAGUACUGUUAUUACUAUAAUAAUACUGUCAUAGUACUGUUAUUACUAUAAUACUACUGUCAUAGUACUGUUAUUACUAUAAUAAUACUGUCAUAGUACUGUUAUUACUAUAAUACUACUGUCACAGUACUGUUAUUACUAUAAUACUACUGUCAUAGUACUGUUGUUACUAUUAUACUACUGUCAUAGUACUGUUGUUAUUACUAUAAUACUACUGUCACAGUACUGUUAUUACUAUAAUACUACUGUCAUAGUACUGUUGUUAUUACUAUAAUACUACUGUCACAGUACUGUUGUUAUUACUAUAAUACUGUCAUAGUACUGUUAUUACUAUAAUACUGCUGUCACAGUACUGUUAUUACUAUAAUACUGCUGUCACAGUACUGUUAUUACUAUAAUACUACUGUCACAGUACUGUUAUUACUAUAAUACUACUGUCAUAGUACUGUUAUUACUAUAAUAAUACUGUCAUAGUACUGUUAUUACUAUAAUACUACUGUCACAGUACUGUUAUUACUAUAAUACUACUGUCAUAGUACUGUUAUUACUAUAAUACUACUGUCAUAGUACUGUUGUUAUUACUAUAAUACUACUGUCAUAGUACUGUUAUUACUAUAAUACUGCUGUCACAGUACUGUUAUUACUAUAAUAAUACUGUCACAGUACUGUUAUUACUAUACUAAUACUGUCAUAGUACUGUUAUUACUAUAAUAAUACUGUCAUAGUACUGUUGUUAUUACUAUAAUAAUACUGUCAUAGUACUGUUAUUACUAUAAUACUACUGUUACAGUACUGUUAUUACUAUAAUACUACUGUCAUAGUACUGUUAUUACUAUAAUAAUACUGUCAUAGUACUGUUAUUACUAUAAUACUACUGUCAUAGUACUGUUAUUACUAUAAUAAUACUGUUAUUACUAUAAUACUACUGUCAUAGUACUGUUAUUACUAUAAUACUACUGUCACAGUACUGUUAUUACUAUAAUAAUACUGUCACAGUACUGUUGUUAUUACUAUAAUACUACUGUCACAGUACUGUUAUUACUAUAAUACUACUGUCACAUUACUGUUAUUACUAUAAUAAUACUGUCACAGUACUGUUAUUACUAUAAUAAUACUGUCACAGUACUGUUAUUACUAUAAUAAUACUGUCAUAGUACUGUUAUUGCUAUAAUACUACUGUCAUAGUACUGUUAUUACUAUAAUACUACUGUCAUAGUACUGUUAUUACUAUAAUACUGCUGUCAUUGUACUGUUGUUAUUACUAUAAUACUACUGUCACAGUACUGUUGUUAUUACUAUAAUACUGUCAUAGUACUGUUGUUAUUACUAUAAUACUACUGUCAUAGUACUGUUGUUAUUACUAUAAUAAUACUGUCACAGUACUGUUGUUAUUACUAUAAUACUACUGUCAUAGUACUGUUAUUACUAUAAUACUACUGUCACAGUACUGUUGUUAUUACUAUAAUAAUACUGUCACAGUACUGUUGUUAUUACUAUAAUACUACUGUCACAGUACUGUUGUUAUUACUAUAAUACUGCUGUCACAGUACUGUUGUUAUUACUAUAAUACUGUCAUAGUACUGUUGUUAUUACUAUAAUACUACUGUCAUAGUAUUGUUAUUACUAUAAUACUACUGUCAUAGUACUGUUAUUACUAUAAUACUACUGUCAUAGUACUGUUAUUACUAUAAUACUACUGUCAUAGUACUGUUAUUACUAUAAUAAUACUGUCAUAGUACUGUUAUUACUAUAAUACUGCUGUCAUAGUACUGUUAUUACUAUAAUACUACUGUCACAGUACUGUUGUUAUUACUAUAAUACUAUGUCAUAGUACUGUUAUUACUAUAAUACUGCUGUCACAGUACUGUUGUUAUUACUAUAAUACUGAUGUCACAGUACUGUUGUUGUUACUAUAAUACUGCUGUCACAGUACUGUUGAUAUUACUAUAAUACUACUGUCACAGUACUGUUGUUGUUACUAUAAUACUACUGUCACAGUACUGUUAUUACUAUAAUACUGUCAUAGUACUGUUGUUAUUACUAUAAUACUGCUGUCACAGUACUGUUAUUACUAUAAUACUGCUGUCACAGUACUGUUGUUAUUACUAUAAUACUGCUGUCACAGUACUGUUGUUAUUACUAUAAUACUGCUGUCACAGUACUGUUGUUAUUACUAUAAUACUGCUGUCAUAGUACUGUUGUUAUUACUAUAAUACUGCUGUCACAGUACUGUUGUUAUUACUAUAAUACUGCUGUCAUAGUACUGUUGUUAUUACUAUAAUACUACUGUCAUAGUACUGUUGUUAUUACUAUAAUACUGCUGUCAUAGUACUGUUGUUAUUACUAUAAUACUGCUGUCACAGUACUGUUGUUAUUACUAUAAUACUGCUGUCAUAGUACUGUUGUUAUUACUAUAAUACUGCUGUCACAGUACUGUUAUUACUAUAAUACUGCUGUCAUAGUACUGUUGUUAUUACUAUAAUACUGCUGUCACAGUACUGUUGUUAUUACUAUAAUACUGCUGUCAUAGUACUGUUGUUAUUACUAUAAUACUGCUGUCACAGUACUGUUGAUGUUACUAUAAUACUACUGUCAUAGUACUGUUGUUAUUUCUAUAAUACUGCUGUCAUAGUACUGUUGUUAUUACUAUAAUACUGCUGUCACAGUACUGUUGUUAUUACUAUAAUACUACUGUCAUAGUACUGUUGUUGUUACUAUAAUACUACUGUCACAGUACUGUUAUUACUAUAAUACUGUCAUAGUACUGUUGUUAUUACUAUAAUACUACUGUCAUAGUACUGUUAUUACUAUAAUAAUACUGUCAUAGUACUGUUAUUACUAUAAUACUACUGUUACAGUACUGUUAUUACUAAAAUAUUCUGUCACAGUACUGUUAUUACUAUAAUAUUCUGUCACAGUACUGUUGUUUAUUAUUAUUAUUAUUAUUAUUAUUAUCACUUUCAGUCUGGAUGGAGCUGGGAAACUGCCCACCGGAUACGCUGUCAUAGAGGGACAUCCUGACCUCAGGUAAUACUACAAUACUACUUAAGUACUACCACAAUACUACUACAGUACUACAACUGAUAUUACUACUACUGUCAUAGAUGGACAUCCUGACAUCAGGUAAUACUACAAUACUACUACAGUACUACGACUGAUAUUACUACUACUGUCAUAGUAUAGACAUCCUGACCUACUACAAUACUACUACAGUACUACAACUGAUAUGCAGGUUGUUGUCUAUGACCCAGGAGCAUUGCAGAGUGGAGCCUCUCUCAGUGUCUGUCUGUCUCCCUGCAGGUUGUUGUCUAUGACCCCAGGAGCAUGGCAGAGUGGAGCCUCUCUCAGUGUCUGUCUGUCCCCCUGCAGGUUGUUGUCUAUGACCCAGGAGCAUGGCAGAGUGGAGCCUCUCUCAGUGUCUGUCUGUCCCCCUGCAGGUUGUUGUCUAUGACCCCAUGAGCAUUGCAGAGUGGAGCCUCUCUCAGUGUCUGUCUGUCCCCCUGCAGGUUGUUUUCCAUGACCCCAGGAGCAUGGCAGAGUGGAGCCUCUCUCAGUGUCUGUCUGUCCCCCUGCAGGUUGUUGUCUAUGACCCAGGAGCAUGGCAGAGUGGAGCCUCUCUCAGUGUCUGUCUGUCCCCCUGCAGGUUUGUUGUCCAUGACCCCAGGAGCAUGGCAGAGUGGAGCCUCUCUCAGUGUCUGUCUGUCCCCCUGCAGGUUGUUGUCUAUGACCCAGGAGCAUGGCAGAGUGGAGCCUCUCUCAGUGUCUGUCUGUCCCCCUGCAGGUUGUUGUCUAUGACCCCAGGAGCAUGGCAGAGUGGAGCCUCUCUCAGUGUCUGUCUGUCCCCCUGCAGGUUGUUGUCCAUGACCCCAGGAGCAUGGCAGAGUGGAGCCUCUCUCAGUGUCUGUCUGUCCCCCUGCAGGUUGUUGUCUAUGACCCCAUGAGCAUUGCAGAGUGGAGCCUCUCUCAGUGUCUGUCUGUCCCCCUGCAGGUUGUUUUCCAUGACCCCCAGGAGCAUGGCAGAGUGGAGCCUCUCUCAGUGUCUGUCUGUCCCCCUGCAGGUUGUUGUCUAUGACCCAGGAGCAUGGCAGAGUGGAGCCUCUCUCAGUGUCUGUCUGUCCCCCUGCAGGUUGUUGUCCAUGACCCCAGGAGCAUGGCAGAGUGGAGCCUCUCUCAGUGUCUGUCUGUCCCCCUGCAGGUUGUUGUCUAUGACCCAGGAGCAUGGCAGAGUGGAGCCUCUCUCAGUGUCUGUCUGUCCCCCUGCAGGUUGUUGUCUAUGACCCCAGGAGCAUGGCAGAGUGGAGCCUCUCUCAGUGUCUGUCUGUCCCCCUGCAGGUUGUUGUCCAUGACCCCAGGAGCAUGGCAGAGUGGAGCCUCUCUCAGUGUCUGUCUGUCCCCCUGCAGGUUGUUGUCUAUGACCCAGGAGCAUGGCAGAGUGGAGCCUCUCUCAGUGUCUGUCUGUCCCCCUGCAGGUUGUUGUCUAUGACCCAGGAGCAUGGCAGAGUCGAGCCUCUCUCAGGACAGCUGGACUACAGCCAAUAUCCCCUGGGAACACUACUGACUAUUAUACCUUACCAUGUGAGUACUCAUCCCUUACUCAUCCCCUACCGCAUUAGUACUCAACCCCUAUUCAGUCAUCCCCUACAGCAUUAGUACUCAUCCCUUACGCAUCCCCUAUUCACACUCAUCUCCUACCACGUUAGAACUCAUCCCCUAUUCACUCUCAUCCCCUACCACGUUAGUACUCAUCCCCUACUCAUUCUCAUCCCCUACCACAUUAGUACUCAUCCCCUACAUACUCUCAUCCCCUACCACAUUAGUACUCAUCCCCUACUUACUCUCAUCCCCUACCACAUUAGUACUCAUCCCCUACUUACUCUCAUCCCCUACUACAUUAGUACUCAUCCCCUACUACAUUAGUACUCAUCCCCUACCACAUUAGUACUCAUCCCCUACCACAUUAGUACUCAUCCCCUACUACAUUAGUACUCAUCCCCUACUACAUUAGUACUCAUCCCCUACUACAUUAUUACUCAUCCCCUACUUACUCUCAUCCCCUACCACAUUAGUACUCAUCCCCUACUACAUUAGUACUCAUCCCCUACAUACUCUCAUCCCCUACCACAUUAGUACUCAUCCCCUACUACAUUAGUACUCAUCCCCUACUUACUCUCAUCCCCUACCACAUUAGUACUCAUCCCCUACAUCCUCUCAUCCCCUACCACAUUAGUACUCAUCCCCUACUUACUCUCAUCCCCUACCACAUUAGUACUCAUCCCCUACAUCCUCUCAUCCCCUACCACAUUAGUACUCAUCCCCUACAUCCUCUCAUCCCCUACCACAUUAGUACUCAUCCCCUACCACAGUAACUUUAACACGAGUUGUCAUUGUACACUACUUUGACUCCAUGUCAGAGGUGUAAUGUAGGUGUGUGUGUCCAGGCGUGUGCGACGGCCAUGAUGCAUCCCGUGUACUACAUCCACUCUGAAGGCCGGCUGAUGGGAAAGUGGACACCCACGCGCGGCUGG
Messenger RNA from Coregonus sp. 'balchen', 14454 nucleotides. NCBI's taxonomy places the organism in Eukaryota, Metazoa, Chordata, Actinopteri, Salmoniformes, Salmonidae. The record is from the annotation of a GenBank genome assembly.